GGUAUACCAUUUAAAAAGAUAAUUUUUAAGAUGCAGCAAAUGUGACAUUUAUUUUGAACACAGCAGCGGGGAGUCGGCAGUCUGAGCGCAUGGUGAAGAAAGGCGGCUGAUAGUGACAGUGACGGUUAUUAACGACAUAGCGCCAUGUCACCAAAGAUAUUAAAUAGCUAUAUUAACGUACUACGCUCUGGUCUGCUGUGAUAAAAUUAUUAAAUGAAUUGUGUUUCACAGGUCCAGUGUCCUUAGCUGCUGUUUCCCUGUAGGCUAAUUCUGAGAUCUGGCCCCGUCACAAUGAAUGCGAGGAACAGGCCCAUACCCAGCCAGGUGUGCUGCCCGACGUCCUUCUCUCGACAGCCUCCUCGCAUCAUGAUUGUUGACGUGUCCCCCCCUGGGUGGCUGUGCAUCAGUACUAGCCUCUGCGAGGCACUGGACAACUUCCUGGCCCUGACGUGUAGCCUGGAGGGACCCUGCCGCUUGACGCUGCUCAGCCUCUAUGCACUUAACAACGAGCUGGAGUGUCUGCUGCCCUUCGUGCAGGUGAAGGGAAACCUGAGUCGUUUGCGUUCCUGCGUGGAGGAGCUUCGCGACACGCCCGGGGAGGGCUGCAUCCACCCGCCCAGCGCACUGUUCAGUCAGGCUGUAAAAGACAGCCUGCUUCAGUUCAAGCAGUACAUACGUCACGUACCUGCUGCCUGCCACGCCGGCAACAGCUGCAUCGAGGUGGCGAUCUUCACCAGCCAGCCAGGCCAGGCUGUGGUAAAGCAGCUUGAGGCAGGACUGAAGGACACAGACCUGGGGAGCCUUCAGCGCCUGUUGGUAGUCCAUAUCAGCACACGCCGUAUCCCGUCUGAGGACAGCAAUGACUGCAGUUUCACAGCAUCAGGCUCCACCGGCCUAGGUGACCUUGAAGAAAUCCCAGUGCUGGCUGCAGAGAUAGAGUUGCAGCAGGUGGACAACGACAGCAUCUCUCUGGAGAGCGUCUUUAAGACAUGGCUACAUGACCAAGGGGGCCAACGAGAGCACCUGCACCUGCUGCUCCCACCAGCCCUGCAGGGCUCUGCUUCCCACCCGGUCUGUUUGAAGUGUGACAUGCAGGAGAGACUACUGAGUCCCGCUCUACUGCCUGGCGUUCUGGAUCUUGGUGCCAAGACCGAGAGCAUCCGGGACUUCUCAUUGCCAGUAAAAGACCCAGCCAGUCACAGCGUGUUCCCGCACCAGCUGACCGUCAUCAAAGCUCUGAAAUCAGAAGGGGUGUGUCAGUCGGUGCUCUAUGGCCUGCCCCUCAUCAUCCGCCCCACCAGCUGCUGCCAUCUUGAUUGGGAUGAGAUGGAAAUGAACCACCACCACUUCCACGCACUCUGCCACACGCUCAGGAGUCGCGAUUGGUUUCUGCUGGCACGGCAUGAGCCGCCUCCUGGCGCCGGUGCUGACGUGGCUGCGUUUUCCCACUACGUACUCCAGCCGUCCGCCUCCCUCUCACUGCUGCUCAAGCCUGUGGCCGGCCGGGAGCUGCUGCUGCCCUGCCACAUGCCGGUGUCCAGCGAGGACUCCCCUGAUGGCCCUCUCGCCACCAUACAGAACUCUCUAGCACAGCUGGAAGAGGAUCCGGUGUUUAAUCCUCUUUGCCUGAAGACCAACCUUUACCAGCAGUUGCGAGUCCUCCAAAUGCGCAGAUCGCACCCGUACACUUUGCAGCGCAGGGACCAGCCCUGGCCACCAGAACGGCCGGUCAAACCGGUCCGCCUUACAGGGACAGGAGGAAGAGCAGAGAAGGGCAGAACUAAGGCGACUGUGGCGCCCCUCCAGUUUGCAUCUGCCCCAAAGCCUUUUUAGUUCUGGCUAUGAAUGGUGGCGGUGCCCUGCAUCUCUGCUCCAACAAACAUGGCGACCUGCCAGCGCCCUUAGGACACUGUAACCAGCCAGAUGUCCAGCCCUGUGAUGUCAGUCUCUGUUUCUUCCUUACCAGCUACUCUAGAAGGCCAGUCAUACUUCACUCUUGAAAUACCACUUUUCUAAAAAUAUAUGCAUAUUUUAUUUCAGCUGUUUAUUGUUUGGAUUUUUGUUUUCAUAUAAGUCCCCAGGUUCCUGACUUUCAUGGCCAGAAUCUACUCGUCAGUUCAUAUUUACUAUAAAUAAAAUAUUAAUUAUUCUUUUUUCUUUUGCAUAUUUCCUUCUUUGUGAAGACUCACUAAUUCUGCCUUACUAUGUCAUUCAUUUAAAUCUUUUAUGAGGCAGACAGUUUUAACAAGUUGCCACAUUGUAUUAAGAUCCUUGUUAAAGUCAGUUCUCACAAUAUAUCUAAACAAGCUGAAUUACAGAGAACACUUGACUACAGAGUUUCCAUAUUACACAGAGCACUUGAGGGUGUAUGAAAAGGGCUGCGAGAGCAGUUUUGCUUUUUGCAGACUCCUUAAAAUUCAGUUACAGUCCUGAUCUGGCAGAGAUCAGAGGAAGGUUACUAGGAGAUGCGUGAGUAGGGUAAUUGUCUUCGCCCAGAUCCGACAAAUACUCCCGCAGGAAUUUACUGCGUAAUAAUGCAGGACUUAAUCAUCAUAUAUCACGUGAAACACGAGGAUGGAGUGAAGAUUGGUGUGUAGGAUUCCAAAUUAGAAACAGUUCUAAAUUUUUAAGAACUAGGAAUUUGAUAGGACAUUUGAAUCAUGAUUCCACAUACCGAUUCCUACACGUGUAUCAACUGUGUAACGGCUUGGGCAGUAAAAUGGCAGCAGAGCAUACUGCGAUAUUUCCUUGAAACUGUAUCUUGGUUUUUCUAAUUAGAGUGCAUUGUCUGAACAGUAUCAAAAAUUAGACCCAUGCUACCAUUUUUAAUUCGAAAAUACUCUGUUGCUAAGACUGCAAGCCAGGUGUUAGUUUGGAAAUAAGCCUGCUGCUAAACCCAAAGGUUAAUUUAGUUUUAUGUACCUCCUGGAAUUAAGCUGCUGUAUGAAUAAAACUAGACGUAUUUACCGUUUAAUGAUUAUUAAACUGGAUCUGCGUACUGGAUCUCCAGUUUAGGGAAAUUAAACUGAAAAGUAAAGUGCUACUGAUACCAGUGGCAAACUGGCAUCCAAGAUUCAGAGUGUGGUUGUUAAUCUUAUUUAUUUGAUCUUGAAACACCAUGUUUUUGUUUUAAGUUAGGGAAAUGACCUGUUGUAAAAGUUGCAGCUGACUUCUUUAAAGAAAAUAAAUGCAGUGUUUUGUUUCUGAAACAUCUUGACAUUUUUUUUGUGUGUGUAUCGUAAUCAGAACCAAGAAUCGGUCAGAACCAGAUUCAAUGUGCAGAAUCAGAAUCAGAUUUGGAAUUGAUAAAAUCUAAAUGAUACCCAGCGCUUCCAGUAUGUGUGUAUGCGCGAGACAGAGGGUGAUUAGAGUGGCGAGCUAACGCGAGGCUGUCAUCGUCAUAGCAACGUGGGCUGGGGGCAGUUCUUCACAGGAUGUCCUCUAACUCGUGCUUGGCCAUUGGAUGACAGUAGCACCAUUUUUUUUCUAUUAAAGCACCAUUUCACUCUGUGAUUUUUCCUUUGAAAUAAAACAUCAUAUUGUUA
Molecule: messenger RNA, 3545 nt
Organism: Paramormyrops kingsleyae
Lineage: Eukaryota; Metazoa; Chordata; Actinopteri; Osteoglossiformes; Mormyridae
Gene: m1ap
Product: meiosis 1 associated protein
Biological process (GO): spermatogenesis; meiosis I; male meiosis chromosome separation
Source: RefSeq, a predicted model, not a curated record